ACUCAAAGCUGCAACUGAAACACAGGAUAUCAAAGCGCUGGAUGAUCUUCUCAAAGUCGCGAGAAGGCCAAUCCCGCUUACCACAAUAUCAUGUUGAGGACACCAAUGCUGUGGUCGGAGGCACUCUUGAAUGCCACCUCGACGUCGAAAUCUUCCAGUGAGGACCAUCCUGUAGAAGCUCCGGCACCCGAACAACCGCUUCCUCCACGGUACAUGCACGAUACAUACGCCGAAAUCCUUCUUCCGUUUGCGUCGUCUCCGGAGUUGCUUGAGCGGUAUACUAACGCAUGGGGUGGACUUCGGACUGGCAUGCUUAUGGAGCACCUUGACUCACUGGCUGGAUCGAUAUCUUACAGGCAUAUGCUGGGACCAGAUGUGGAAACCCUUGGUCGUAUACGUGAAAGAGGCUUUUACAUGGUCACCGCUUCUGUUGAUAGACUGGACGUUCUCGCCCCUCUCUCGCCUGUCAGGGAUAUCCGUUUGAGUGGCAUGGUCAUCUACACUGGGACUAGUUCGAUGGAGGUGGCUGUAAAGAUGGAAGCACUCGGUGCAAGCGGUGUGGAGAAUACUCUGCUACUCGGUCGAUUCUCUAUGGUAUGCAGGGACGCACAAACUCGUAAAGCUCGGCCGGUAAACCCACUCAUACUUGGUUCGCGCGAAGAGACUGCACUGUAUUCGAUAGGCGAAAAUGCAAAGAAGCGCAGACAAUCAUUAGCCCUUCGCUCUCUUUCUAGGGUGCCUCCCAGUUCUACUGAAGCGGAAGAAUUGCACUCAGUGUACUUGCAAUACGCUCAAGACAAUGGUCUGUCCGGUUAUGAACGCGUUUGGAUGGGCGAGACAAAUUUGGAGAAGACUAUGCUUAUGUUUCCUCAAGAACGCAAUGUCCACCAGAAAAUCUUCGGAGGCUAUCUCAUGCGACUUGCUUAUGAGCUGGGUUUCGCGAAUGCAUCACUCUUCACACGUUCGCACGUAACAUUCAUGUCACUGGACAGUAUCUCUUUCGCCAAACCCGUUCCUAUAGGAUCCAUUCUACGGCUGACCUCGCAAAUUCUCCAUACUACCCCUCCCGGGGAGCUGCCUGGUGUAGUGCAUGUCGGGGUCCAAGCUAAUGUUGUCGAUGUGCGGACUGGGCACGAGCAGACCACCAACGAUUUCCGUUUCACUUGGUAUCCGGAUGAUGGAGCAGCGGUCGUUAGACAAGUCGUCCCGAAGACUUAUCAAGAGGCGAUGCUUUGGUUAGAAGGGAAACGAGCACUUGAGAUGGGCAAUCAAAUCAGGGGAGAAAGAAACAAGAAACCAAGCACCUAGUGGCUACACUAAUUGACGUUCGUAGUAAGAGCAGUCCUCUGGAUUAACCCUACAAUGACGGGAUAUUAUUUCGUGCUACGGGAAUGAACGUCUAUAAAUAGC
Molecule: messenger RNA, 1410 nt
Organism: Suillus discolor
Lineage: Eukaryota; Fungi; Basidiomycota; Agaricomycetes; Boletales; Suillaceae
Product: Thioesterase/thiol ester dehydrase-isomerase
Exons: 11
Coding region: 91-1308 (405 amino acids)
Biological process (GO): acyl-CoA metabolic process
Cellular component (GO): mitochondrion
Molecular function (GO): fatty acyl-CoA hydrolase activity
Source: RefSeq, a predicted model, not a curated record